Molecule: messenger RNA, 414 nt
Organism: Brassicogethes aeneus
Lineage: Eukaryota; Metazoa; Arthropoda; Insecta; Coleoptera; Nitidulidae
Source: the annotation of a GenBank genome assembly
AUGCGUCUUAAUUGGCCUGAUAUUCGGAAUUUGGUAAAGUAUGAAGACUUUGACAGGGCCUUGGUUGACAAUGAGAUAGUUGCGUGGGCGUCGAUAAGAGAAAUCAUCGUUGGACUUUUAGGCAAACAUCCUUCUCCCAAUUAUGAAGGAUCUCUGCGACGAAUGUUGGAUGUUUUUUUCCAAAAUUGGAGUGAAUAUGUCGCUAAAAAUUCAUUUCCCUCAUCGCCAUUUGGACUACUUCAGUCGACAGAAGAAAAUAAAAAUGAAAAACAAGAAAAUAAAGGAGAAGAAGUGGAAGGGAUGGAAUUCUUCAGUGAAGAAUCAAAAAAUGAAAAUGAAGAGCAAGGAAAUAAAGGAGAAGAAGUGGAAGGGAUGGAAUUCUUCAGCAAUGAAUCAGAUUACUCAAUGUUUUGA